GUCACCUCUGCCAUAGCUGCGAUAAAUCCAUUCAUUUUCGGUUACCGUUCCAUAAACGAAUAUGGCUUAAUACGGAAAGCUCUAAGGUAUUGGACCACACACAAUUUAUUAAGGAAAACGGAUCAGUUUCCAAGCAAGAGGUUCCAGUUCCAGUAUUUAUUCCUUCAGCUUUCCAAAAGUAUCAAUCGUCUUCUCUUUCAAUUGCUGCUGGAAACGACUUUUGUAUCGUCAUUACUGCGAAUGGAAGGUUUGAUCUAAGUACAGCUUUGUUUCGCUGCAAUUCAUGCGAAUGUACUUUCGAUGCCACACUUGAUGAUUGCAUUCUAUCCGGUUUUUGGCCACCCGUGCCUAACAAGUUCACUUUUCUAUGUUGCAGUCAACUGCUAACUCUGUGGCAUCAUCUAAAAUUGCUUACCCCAGGAACUUCUGAACAAAAGUUCUUGGAAACGAUUUCAGCUAUGUUAGUAGAGGGAUCGAGAUGUCCCUCAAUUAAAACUCCUAUGUUUGCAAGAGCUGGCCAGGCUCAUGAGUUUACCCGACACUUAACUGAUUCACGAAUAAAGCAGGUGGAUACGCUUUCAUGUCGUGCCUGUAUUGAUGAAAAAACCGGGAAUCCUUCCCUCCUCUCCGGCCAUCCUGAUGCAAAUCAUAAACUAACAAGGACUGAUCGUAAAAAUGAACGCCCAGCUAGGUCUUGGUAUGGUAGUGAGGUUAUUGCUGUGAAGGAACUUAAUAUUUCGAAAUCCGGAAGACUAAUAUUCUUGGAAGUUAACAUUUUAUCGGAGGAAAUGUUGAGAUUAAAAGCUGUUUAUGACGAAGCAUGGUCAUACCUCCGAUACUUCUGCGAAACCCCCAUUUUCUCUGAAUCUUUGCUUGAUGUUGAUGAAAGUGAUGACUACGACUCCGACACUGAUAGUGAAAACGACGAUGUUGUGUAGGAUGUUGUGUGAUUUAUUAUUAAGCAGCUUGUGCCUUGUCUAAAUUGCAUAAUCUGACUGUACAACUUGGAAUAUAUCAUACGGUUCCUGCAUACAACUGUAUCAUCAAAUAUGAAUAAUAUACCGUGGAUCGUGUUGAUAAA
Daphnia magna is the source of this 1081-nucleotide messenger RNA. RefSeq lists its product as uncharacterized. The coding region runs from base 459 to 938 and encodes 159 amino acids. The record is from RefSeq and is a predicted model, not a curated record. Lineage: Eukaryota; Metazoa; Arthropoda; Branchiopoda; Diplostraca; Daphniidae. The transcript has 5 exons.